Molecule: messenger RNA, 3769 nt
Organism: Ruditapes philippinarum (Manila clam)
Lineage: Eukaryota; Metazoa; Mollusca; Bivalvia; Venerida; Veneridae
Exons: 2
Coding region: 2665-3759 (364 amino acids)
Source: RefSeq, a predicted model, not a curated record
AUGUGUCAUGUGGUCGAUAUUCGUGUUUUUGAAUAUCGUUUUUAUGUAUCAUUUUGUCCUUGUAUUUGUAUAUAUAUCUCUUGUAUUUGUCUGUUUACAGUCCGAUAUACAAUCCAUUAUCCCAUAUCAUUCCUAUAUCAUUCCAUUUCAUCAUCUCAUUAUAACAACUAAUUUCUCAUAUUUCAUUUGACAUAAUUUGCAUGCCGGGCCUCAGUUUUUACAAACUUCCCGGAAAAUCCACCUCACGCAUGCGCACUUUGAUAUAAAUAUUUCUCUUGGUUUGCGCCAGAAAUUGUUGUCUUAUUUAUUUAUUUAUUUAUCAAGGCGUAUGUUUAUGUCCUUACAGGUAAUUGUUGUUAUUCAUUAUGUUUCAUUAUCAUGCAUAUUUCCAUUGAUCGUUUAUGUAUUUCGGAUCUGUAUUUAUGCACUUUGAUAUAAAUAUUUCUCUUGGUUUGCGCCAGAAAUUGUUGUCUUAUUUAUUUAUUUAUUUAUCAAGGCGUAUGUUUAUGUCCUUACAGGCAUAAACAGACCAUUCAUACAUUUGAAAAAGGACCAUACGACAUUGGUGGCCAGUGUGGAUUUUUAUGUUUGGAUUGGUAUUUUCAUGGUACGAAUUUAUUUGGGACGAAACAACGAACACAGACGGUGACGUAGGGAUUUCCCAACUAUAGCCAAUCAGAACAUCUUUUAUAUUUCUUAUUUACUUCCGGUGACCGGGUACUCCCGAGGAAUUCCAUCAAAACAAACAAAAGUUCAACUAGUUAUUUUUCUAUUUAUAUUUUAAAGAGCUCUAACAUUUAAUUAAUUAAAGGUACCUAUUCUUAUUUAUAUAUCAACGUUGGAUUAUUCACCUCUUCGGACCAUUUAGACGACAACAAUAUAUUUGUGGACUUUGAACAUUUGUAAACAAACAGUGUUGAAUUCCACAAAGUCUUGUACUUCAGGCUUCUGUGAUAUUGAUUUUUAUCCUGUUGCUGGCUUUUUGAAGAUUGACACAGACAUGUAGACACAGCAUUUAACUAUCAGGUGGUUGGUGAGCUAACACUCUGUCUCUUUUAUCUUUCAUCUUGGUCUGAAUAACUAGUAUAUAACACCUGUCCCUAUUUGAAGUUAAUUCCACCCAGUCUGGUAUUGUCCAUUUACUGUAAUAAAUCCUAUAUUACCCCAGAUAUUAUAUAUCCAACAGCUGAAUUAUUUCAUAUCCUAUCCUGAUAACUUAUUGUACCUGAUUACUUACUGUACCUAUCUUUAUUAUUAUUAUUUAUUAAAAGCAGGACUUGCUUGAACCAGAAUUUUGCCUGAAGUAAGCAUGUAGAUUGAAUAGUUUAGCAUUUAUUGUAGGAACAGAUUAUUGUAGUUGACUUGUGAGUAAAUAUAAAUAAAGUAUACAAGUAGGUUUGAAAUAUUUAUUCUUUAGUUAGAAUAAAUUGUUCAACCCGGGCAGUUAAAAUCAAUUAUAUUUAAAAUUCUGUAAACUUAAAACAGCAAUUCAUUCAAAUUACUGCGACGGUAUCAUGUAGCCGGUAAAUAGAUUUGAAGUGAAAUAUUUAUUCUUUAAUUAGAAUAAAUUGUUCAUUUUUAAAUCCCGCUGAUUUAUAUUUUUAUACACAGUUUGUGAGAACCGACACUCAACUUCUUCUUCAUUUUCGAAUAGUGAAGUAUUUUGUGUAAGUGGUAAUAUAUUUUCUUAUAUAGAAUUAUUCUAUAUUUACAAGAAUUUAACAUAUAUACAAAUAGCAAAUCAAUUGUUGCUACUGUAUCACAGUUGAAAAGUUGAUAAUUUGGGUUCUACUCAUUUAGUCAUUAUAAAAAGUCUGUUGAUAGGUAUAUUAUUUUACUUUAUGAACUGAAAAUUAAACAUUUUGCAUUGAAAUAAUUGUCUAAAUCAGAAGAAAGGAAACUUUACACAUUUAUUUAUCCUGGUAAGCUUUGUGUGUACUUGUAUUAAGUUGAGUCUGUGCCUGAGCAAGGAAAUUUAUAGAUAAUCUAUAUACAUGUAAGUUAGGUCUUUGGGAUUUUUUUUCUGAUAUUGUAUAGAGUACUGGACUGAACAUUGUUGCAAUACAGAAUUCCUGCAUAUAAUUUUACAAGCCUGUGUGUCUCUUGCAAUUACCAUAAAUUAGUUGAAAUUUAUACACUAUAGCAAGUAACUGAACAAGUGUCUGUGCAUUUCACAAUAUAAUUUUAUAGACUUGUUACCUGUAACUUGACAAUCUUAGGUGUCUGUAAUAAGUUAUUUAUUUAGUAAGUUAAGCACUGAAUAUUAUUCAGUUGAAUUUAAUACUGCUUUAUAAUAGAGACUGAAUAUCAGUGUUAUUAGAUCUAUUGUUUUACAAACUUUGAUCUAAUUUACUAACUGUAUCUGGUACAUAUAUUAUUCAGGUGACCUUGAAAUUGUGUGUAAUGUAUGGUGCACUGUGUGGGCCAUAAUUUGAAUAAAGUUGAUUGAUUAUUUUCAAGUCUUUGUGUUUUUUUCUUUUGAAAUAAAAUUGUUUUAUUUCUAUUGUUUGUUUUUUAUUACAUCUAUAUAGACCUAAGCUGGUUACUGAUGUAAAUCUUUUUUUUUUUAGUGUAUGGUGUACAAUUUGGGCCAUUUGAAAUCCUGAAUUUUAAGUCACGUUCAUUUUUUUUUGGUCCAAUCCAUUUUUUUUUUGUUUUCUCAUCAUGGCGGAUGGUACAACUCAGUCCUUAGACUAUUCAGAUGCAGAUCUGGAAUUUUUUGCUAGACAGUUACAAAAAUCUGGUAAGUUUGAAGUUAAUGCAAUGGCAAGUACACCUCAUACAGUACACUCAAGUCAUACAUUUAAUGUUACACCUACUCCUAUACGGGAACAUAUCAGCAGUUCGGGUACACAUCAGGUUCACUUUCCUCCACCUGUUUAUAGCAUUCCUCCACCCAUGCCUAACCCUCAACCAUACUUGUCUUUUGUGACAAAUAGGGACUUGGUACAUGCCCGUAUCCCUGAGUUACCUUCUUUUUCAGGAGAUGGGAAAUACAACUCGUCAAUGUUCGAGAUAUGGCGCUAUGAUGUCAAUUGUGUCAUUGAUGAGGGUAAUUAUCCACCAUUUAUCAUCAGGGAGGCCAUUCGUAAAUCUUUGAAAGGCAGUGCCAGAGGUGUUCUUUUGCAUUUAGGUGAAAAUGCCACUGUUCCUGAGAUCUUGAAUGAGUUAGAUGGCAUUUAUGGUAAUGUUCAUUCAACUGAAAGGUUGAAGGAACAGUUUUACAAUGAACAGCAGAAGGUGGAUGAGUCUGUUGCUGACUAUAGUUUGCGUCUGGAGAGGUUGCUUAGCAGGAUACCAUGCAAUCUUGAUAGGAUGUCCAAGGAUGAAAUGCUGCGGGGUAGGUUGUGGUCAGGCCUUCGUGAUAUAGAGCUUAAGAAUGCCUCUAGAUUUCUUUUUCAGAAGGACCUCAACUUCAAUACUCUUCGCAAAGAGUUGAGAGCCAUUGAGGAAGACUUACGCUUGUCUCGGUUAGCCACUUCUCUCCCUCUUCCACCCAAGCAGGCAACCCAGGCCAAUGUUUCUUUACCUAAUACUCCUAAUGAGUCUGUUCCUGCACAGCAGUGUGCCACUACUGUAGAUAGUAGACUUCUCCAGGAAAUAAGGGCCCUUUCUAAGCAGAUGGAAGGCAUGGAGUCCAGGCUGUCUAGUAUGGAGAAGGAACUCAAGGGCUUGAAACAAGAGAGAUCUUCCACUCAGGAUGUCAAAGCCUCUGCCAGUCCUUUAAACUACAGUCGACCUCCAUCGCAGGGCAGAUGAGAGGUCAUAC